This is a messenger RNA of Pyrenophora tritici-repentis Pt-1C-BFP, 2865 nucleotides long. Its product is annotated as YSH1, exonuclease beta-lactamase fold involved in RNA processing. Gene Ontology annotation, cellular component: mRNA cleavage and polyadenylation specificity factor complex. Gene Ontology annotation, molecular function: RNA binding. Lineage: Eukaryota; Fungi; Ascomycota; Dothideomycetes; Pleosporales; Pleosporaceae. The record is from RefSeq and is a predicted model, not a curated record. Gene Ontology annotation, biological process: mRNA 3'-end processing by stem-loop binding and cleavage.
AUGUUCAACUUCACACCUCUUCUGGGCGCGCAGAGCUCCUCGCCCGCGUCGCAGUCACUAUUGGAGUUCGAUGGUGGCAUACAGAUCCUCAUAGAUGUCGGGUGGGAUGAGCAGUUCAACGUAGAGAAACUAAAGGAGAUUGAGAGACAUGUCCCCACCAUCUCCUUCAUCCUGCUCACCCACGCAACAACUGCGCAUCUCGGCGCCUACGUCCACUGCUGCAAGAACUUUCCUUUAUUCACGCGAAUACCCGUAUACGCUACAAACCCCGUCAUAUCGCUCGGCCGAACGCUCCUACAGGACCUCUACGAAUCCACGCCUCUUGCAUCUUCGAUAAUACCAACUGAAGCUCUCAAUGAGUCUGCAUACUCAUUCUCUUCAGCUCUCAAAGGUGGGAAUAACCCAAACAUUCUUCUGCAGGCGCCGACAUCGCAAGAGAUCGCCGACUACUUCGCCCGUAUAAACCCUCUGCGGUACUCACAACCACACGAGCCUAUUCCAUCGCCACACUCGCCUCCUCUCAACGGCCUUACCAUUACUGCAUACAGUGCUGGACAUACAUUGGGGGGCUCAAUAUGGCAUAUACAACAUGGCAUGGAGUCGGUCGUCUACGCCGUCGACUGGAACCAAGCUAGAGAGCAUGUCCUUUCUGGUGCUGCUUGGCUUGGAGGUCCUGGUACCGGUGGCUCGGAGGUUCUGGAACAGUUGCGCCACCCAACUGCCUUGAUCUGCAGUACUAAAAACACAGGUAUGGUCAAGAAAGCUAGGUCGCCCAACGAGCGAGACGAGGCUCUUCUUGAGAUGAUACGAAAUACGAUCAGCAAUGGAGGAACUGUUUUGAUUCCUUCGGACUCAAGUGCCCGUAUCUUGGAAUUGGCAUACCUUCUCGAAGAUACUUGGGAGCGCGAAGUAACUGAAGGGGAUGGUAGCGGUCCACUGAGUACCACAAAACUUUACCUUGCUAGUCGGACAGGAGGAGCGACAAUGCGAUAUGUACGAAGUAUGUUGGAGUGGAUGGAGGAGGGCAUCGUGAAAGAGUUCGAGGCCAGUGCAGCCGACCAGGACCGACGAACCAAAGAAGGGCAAGAGGAGGAGCGAGUAGCCAAGGUCCCGUUCGAUUUCCGACACAUAACACUUCUGGAGCGCAAGACACGAGUAGCUCGUAUGCUUGCGGGUGCUGGACCGCGUGUGAUCCUUGCAAGCGACGCAACACUUGAGUGGGGUUUCUCAAAGGAUGCUAUCCGAAGCUUAGCAUCUGACGAGAAGAACCUGGUUAUCCUUACAGAGCGAUCAGGCGAACUGGGCUCUCAGAAGAAGGGACUUGGCAGGUAUCUUUGGGAUCUAUGGAAUCAGCGCAAUGCAUCGCCGGGAGAAGACGCGCCUUCUACUACCGUGAUUGAUGCGUCUGGCAACCAGGCUCCGUUAGACACGGUACGAACUGUCGCCCUUCAAGGUGAUGAGGUCCCACUCUACCAGCAAUUUCUCGCAAGUCAGAGGCAACGGCAGACUACCAUGGGCGGUGACAAUGCAGCAAUGCUUGAAACCUCUGCGGAUGUUGUUGACGACCGGUCGUCUACCGAAUCAGAGAGUUCGGAGGGUUCAGGGGACGGAUAUCGAGGCAAAGCUUUGAACGCAACUGUUGCCCUCCAACAUGCCCGCAAUAAGCUUGGUAUGACGGAUGCAGAGCUGGGCGUCAAUGUGCUCAUUCGCCGCAAAAAUGUUUACGACUACGAAGUACAGGGGAAGAAGGGCAAGGAGAGGAUGUUCCCAUUCCAGGCGAAGAAGCGCCGUACAGAUGACUUUGGUGAUCUUAUUCGCCCAGAAGACUUUGCGCGCGCUGAGGAACGGGACAAUGCAGCAGGUGAGGCUCUUCGUGGUGAUGGCACUAAGAAGGAGAAUGCCGUCGGUCUCAAGAGAAGAUGGGACGACCUCGUCAACACUGCCGACAACACCAAGGCGACUGCCAACCAAAAAAGGCGAAAAGACCACGAAGGGGGAGAAGGCGAGGAGAGUGAGUCAGACAGCGAACCGGAAGACGGCCCAGACAAGGUCGAAGGCCCAGCCAAAGUCAUCAUCGAAUCUUCAACCCUGGAAAUCCGGUGCCGAAUCGCUUUUGUCGACUUCUCCGGCCUCCACGACCGCCGCACCAUUCAAUCACUAAUCCCACUCAUCCGUCCACGCAAGCUCAUCUUCAUCGGCGGCGAAGCCAGCGAAACACUCGAGCUGGCAGAAAUCAGCCGUCUAGCACUCAACGCAAACAACGACUCGGCCAACGCCAUCGACAUCUUCACACCCACCAUCGGCACCCUUGUAGACGCCAGCGUCGACACAAACGCCUGGACCGUCAAGCUCAGCCGCAACAUGGUCCGCAACCUCCGCUGGCAAAACGUCCGUGGCAUGGGCGUUGUAGCCAUCACCGGCCGUCUUGCAGCCGCAAGACUAGAACCCCACUCCUCCUCCACCACCACGGAAGAGGCUGACACGCCCGCGAAAAAGAAGGCUAGACUAGACGCUCCGGCCAUACCCGUCUCCAGCGAUAAAAACGACAACACCCCUGUUUUGGAUGUCGUGCCUACUAAUAUGGCUACGGCGGUACGAUCAGUGGCUCAGCCGUUUCACGUUGGUGAUCUCAGGCUUGCAGAUUUGAGACGCCUGAUGACGGCGAAUGGAAUGCAAGCGGAGUAUCGGGGUGAUGGUAUUCUAGUUAUCAAUGGCAGUGUUGCCGUACGCAAGACAGCGACGGGCCAGAUUGAGAUUGAUGGUGGGGCGUAUGGAAACUUGGAUCCGAGGAAUAAUGAUGCUGCUACUUUUUUGAGGGUCAGGAGACAGAUUUAUGAGGGCUUGGCUGUGGUGGCUGGGGGUUAG